CCCAAUCAUCUCAUGUGAGGAGAGCAAUCUUUCUCAAGAAUGGCCAAGAUCCAGCCCCUUUCUUCGUCUCCCUGCUCCAGCUCUUCCUCCGGAGACAAGCAGGGCAGGCAUGCGUACACGGUGUGGAUGAAGUCGCUGGUCUUCAACGGCAACGGCUGCGCGGUGUACGGCCCCGACGGCGCCGUCGCCUUCCGCGUCGACAACUACGGCUGCAGGGGCGGCCGCGAGGUCCUCUUCAUGGACCGUCAAGGAAACGCACUCUUCACGAUCAGACGCAAGGGCUUCGGGACGUUCAGGAGGUGGGAGGUCUGCCGCUGCGCCCACGACGGCGGCGGCGAGGAGGAGGAGGAGGCGACGCCGUGGUUCAGCGUGCGUCGGGCCGAGAAGGGCGGGGCCACCGUCGCGAUGCACGGCGGCGCGGGGACGUGCUACAGGGUCGACGGGUGCUGUGCGCGCAAGCCGGGGUACAGAGUCCGCGGCGUGGAUGGCGAGGUCGUGGCCGAGGUGGCGCGGAAGCAGACGUCGGCAGGGGUGGUGCUGGGGGAGGACGUGCUGACGCUGAUGUUGGGGCCGGGGGUGGAUCACCUGUUCGUCUUGGGUUUGGUUGUGGUUCGUGGUCUCAUCGACCGCUCCUUGUGAUCGAUGAAAGGGCAAUCCUCUUCUUCUGGUUCAAUUAUUUCCAUGUGAUCGAUGCUUGAAACGGGUGGUGAUUCUCCUGGCGAUUCUAGCGAACAUAUGGAAGUUUCUACUAGCUAGUUUGAGAGUUUGUUUCACGUGAAACAUUUAGAAAAUCUUAUUUGGGCGCAUUUUAUUUUAUUUUGUCAAACAUGGUGGAUGGUUUUUCACCGGUUCAGGCGGAUGCUUCUUCACCCUUCAACAGGGUUAUCUCAAGAAUAUACA
Molecule: messenger RNA, 900 nt
Organism: Hordeum vulgare subsp. vulgare (domesticated barley)
Lineage: Eukaryota; Viridiplantae; Streptophyta; Magnoliopsida; Poales; Poaceae
Product: protein LURP-one-related 11-like
Exons: 1
Coding region: 40-639 (199 amino acids)
Source: RefSeq, a predicted model, not a curated record